GUUUGUGAGCGUGAAGCGAGUGCAAGUUCUGAUCCCUCAUGGCUGACGGGCUGAUUCUCAGGGCUAUUCGAGGCAAAGCCAAGACGUUAAAUCUGAACGGAAAGAGGCUGCAGCGGGUCCCUGUAGCGGUGGGCUGCCUUAUAAGCCUGACCGAGCUGCAGCUAAAGAACAACUUGCUCUGCCGGCUCCCCGUGGAAUUGAGCGCCCUCUGCAGGCUAAGAGUGUUACAUUUAGGAAACAACCACUUUGAGAAAGUUCCAGAAGAAAUAAAGUAUGUAAAAUGUUUAGAAAGGCUUCAUCUCUUUGGAAAUAGGAUCUCUGAGAUACCGGCAGCUGCGCUUGAUGGCUUGGACAAUCUGUUAUUUCUAAAUCUGAACAACAAUUUGCUGGAGCACCUUCCCAGAGAGAUAUACAAGCUACAGAGUUUGGAGACAUUGAGUAUUAACAAUAACCAUAUGAAGGCCAUUCCAAAGGAACUGUGUUUUCUACAAAACCUACAGGAACUCCACCUGGCAAACAAUCAGCUGGACUCUUUACCUGACGAGUUGUCUUACUUAACUAAUCUGAAGGAGUUACGUCUGUCAAGAAACCAGCUAACUGGCCUUCCAGAAGGUAUUUGCAAACUGAUAAAGCUCAAAAUUCUUGAUGUGGCAGGAAAUUUUAUUCGGUCUUUUCCAUCUGCGAUGCACAGGGUUCCUCUGACGGAACUGUACUGUGAAGAAAAUCCGCUGCUAGAGAAACAGCCGGUGUUUGCUAGACAACAAGAGGAAAUAUUGACUCUGAAGGAAAUAACUGCUAGGCUGAUAUUGAACCAUCUGCGCAGCAGAAACUCAUUCUUCAUAGAACAAAUCCAGCAACAUCCAGAAGCAAGAUCAGUCCUCUCAAGUAGAAACAUCUGUGCUUUGUGCGGAACGUGGUUUCUAGACAUGUGGCUCGAAUGUGUAACAUUUGUGGAUGUGAAAAAAAAAAUGAAGACUUCAAGUAAUCUUCAGCUUCUGCCAGUCAGAGUGUUAUUGUGCUCUUACAGAUGUUUCAACCAAAAACAAGCUGGUAUCUUUGGAGUUGCAGUACAAUAAGUUGCAGAUGAUUGAGUUUUGGUAUUUGUAAAUAGUGACUGUAGUGCCAGUGUAAUGUAAGUGUGUGCUAGCAUUUGUUGUUGUCAUAUCUUUACUGUAAUUAAAAUGUUCUUUUCAGAA
Messenger RNA from Xenopus laevis (African clawed frog), 1196 nucleotides. It is a transcript of the gene lrrc69.L, whose product is annotated as leucine rich repeat containing 69 L homeolog. Lineage: Eukaryota; Metazoa; Chordata; Amphibia; Anura; Pipidae. The record is from RefSeq and is marked provisional.